Molecule: messenger RNA, 909 nt
Organism: Eruca vesicaria subsp. sativa (arugula)
Lineage: Eukaryota; Viridiplantae; Streptophyta; Magnoliopsida; Brassicales; Brassicaceae
Source: the annotation of a GenBank genome assembly
GGACGCUGUAGCACCUAAAGUCUGUGUAGGUCGACAAUUUGUUUCCAUGUUUUGCUUUCACCCUGUUUUGAUUAUUUAUGAGAACUGAUGCUGAUUCUUAUAAAAGAAACAAACGUCAAAGUCUUCUAAUGAUUUGCUGCAUCUCCUCCUUUGCGAGCGGCUCCGAGUCUUCUCCAGAUCUCUUUUCCUUCUCUUUAUGUCGCUGGCUAUGGUGGUUAAGCCUCUUGGUUCUGAGGAAACAAGUUUCUUUCUUUCUUUGUUAUAUGUAUAUUCUGAGUCACCAACCCAUUCGAGGUUCCAUCAUCAGCCAGAUCUUCAGACUCGCCAUGAAAACACACGGUGCUGGACGGCUACGAGGAAGAACAAAGAAUGGCAGGAGAAUCUGCCUGUUGUUGUCUUGAAAGCUGAGGAAAUCAUGUACUCUAAAGCCAACUCCGAGAGUAUAGAGAUGCUUAUACUAUGUGGAAUAUAGUCAGUGAUGUCAUUGCCACCAUUAUUAGAAGAGAUGAAAGCACUGAAACUAGCCCAGUAUGUGAUAUAUCCUUUGUAUUACGGAGGUCAUAAGCAGACCCAGCAAGUGGACAUGUCUUUAAGAGUCCCUGAGACGCCAAUAAUUAUUGGCAUGCCUAUUAGUAUAAAGGCUCCGGACGGAAGAACAAAGAGGUUCUGUGAUUUUUCCUUGAAGCUUGGUGUAUCAUCUUCAGAUCCACCCUCCACAAGAAUAGAUGUUGGUCUUGCUGUGCUUACCAAGGAAGAAACCAAGAAGAGUUAUGUUUGUUCCAGAUAUUGUUUGAGCUCUUGGUUAAAUUUAAAACUGCCCAAGAAAUGAUAAAAGCAAAUGACUUGGUUUAAGCAAGUAUUUGGUAUUCAGAAAAAAAGUUUGCUUCCAAACCAUUUUGAAGGUUCAUU